AUGGCGCCCAUCCCCGAAUGGAUCCACGCAGUCCUACACCACCAACAAGUGAUCGCCUCGGACGCCAGCUUCGCCGAAAAGGCAAUCAUUCUUCUCGUCGUCGGACACAUCCUUGUCCUCUACACGGUGCUAUGCUGGCUGGGAGCUAGCACGAUCACUGCCGACACCCGCGAUCAUCGAAACUCGGAGUGCCUCGAGAACCAGUACGAGCUCGAGCCACGAUCAUGGAGCACCAACGUUAAGAAACACGGCCCAAGCUCCUCCGACCUGCAUAUUUGA
This is a messenger RNA of Penicillium cataractarum, 279 nucleotides long. RefSeq lists its product as uncharacterized. Bases 1 to 279 code for a protein of 92 amino acids. The transcript is spliced from 2 exons. The record is from RefSeq and is a predicted model, not a curated record. NCBI's taxonomy places the organism in Eukaryota, Fungi, Ascomycota, Eurotiomycetes, Eurotiales, Aspergillaceae.